AUGGCCGAAGUCUUCUCUUUGAUCGUGGAGGUUAACGAUGCCAAUGAUGCUUGUUUGGAAGGCUUUCGCGGGCUGAAGCACCGCAAGCCGUUAUUUGAGGAGCUGCUUGUAGAGGGCUUCGAGGCCAUUUUGAUGCUCUUGAGCAGCAGCUUCACUUGCGGCAAAAUCCUAGUGCAAAGCCACAUGCUGGGAGGGACAUUUCAGCAAACCUUGCUGGAGCGGGCUGCUGGUUCUGGGCCCUCUCAAGUUCUAGCUUGCGAGCUAUCAAUCAUGGAGGAGGUGACAGGAAUCACUGUGCCAGCCAAGUCUGCGAACUUGGCUUUCGCUUGGGCGAGCCGACCGUGUCCCCAAAGCGAUCUUGCCUCGCUUGGUCUCGCCUCAGCGGCCUUGCUGCCUUUGCGCUUCGUGGUCCUUGAUGGUUUGACCGAUGCGGCGAAUGUUGGGACCAUUGUGAGGGUUGCUGCGGCAUUCGGUGCUACAGCGAUUCUGCUUUCAACAGACUGCUGUGAUGCUCUUUCUCCUCGCGCCGUCCGAGUCUCGCUGGGCCAUGUUUUCCACAUUCCACUCCUCCAGGGCAAUCUUGUGGCGAUGCUUGAUGAGCUGAAGCAGGCCAAGGUCAUGACCAUGGCCGCCAUCGUGCAGGAUGCCAAAUUUCUCGACGAGGUGCCCAUUUUGCCUCAGCGCUGGGCAUUGGUUCUGGGCUCCGAGCACUAUGGUGUGAGCGCCGCUGUCCGUGCAGUUUGUGACCUUCCUUUGAAGGUGCGCAUGGCUGAUGGGGUUGACUCUUUGAAUGUCGGCACCUGA
Messenger RNA from Durusdinium trenchii, 804 nucleotides. Lineage: Eukaryota; Dinophyceae; Suessiales; Symbiodiniaceae. The record is from the annotation of a GenBank genome assembly.